This is a messenger RNA of Meriones unguiculatus (Mongolian gerbil), 2819 nucleotides long. RefSeq names its product villin like (gene Vill). NCBI's taxonomy places the organism in Eukaryota, Metazoa, Chordata, Mammalia, Rodentia, Muridae. Gene Ontology annotation, biological process: actin polymerization or depolymerization; cytoskeleton organization; barbed-end actin filament capping. Gene Ontology annotation, molecular function: phosphatidylinositol-4,5-bisphosphate binding; actin filament binding. The coding region runs from base 165 to 2744 and encodes 859 amino acids. The transcript has 20 exons. Gene Ontology annotation, cellular component: actin cytoskeleton; cytoplasm. The record is from RefSeq and is a predicted model, not a curated record.
UCCGUGCUGCCCAGGGCGCCGAGGUGUGUCCUGCAAGGCGGGAGCUGGAAUUGAGUUACAGUUGAGGGGGAGGGGCAGUGGGUAGAGCCUGGCCUCUUGCCAGGCCUAGCACUGCCCACAAGCAGGGUGAAGGAAGGUGCAGGAGCCGUUUCCAGAAGCCUAGGAUGGACGUCAACCAGGGCCUCCCAGCCAUCGACAGCCACAGAGCCCUCCAAAUAUGGAUUACUGAGAACGUAAAGAUGCUGCCACUGCCUGAAAGGGCCCAUGGGAAUUUCUUUGAGGAAUGCUGCUAUGUCAUCCUCCAUGUCCCUCAGGGUCCAGAGGCGACCCGGGGAGGGUCCAGCGACCUGCACUACUGGAUCGGAAAGGAGGCCAGCGCAGAGGCUCAGAGGGCUGCCGUCACCUUUGUGCAGCACCUGCAGGAGGCUCUAGGAGACCGGGCCGUGCUGCACAGAGAGUCUCAGGGCCACGAGUCCGACUGCUUCCACAGCUAUUUCCACCCCGGAGUCAUCUACAGGAAGGGAGGCAGAGCCUCGGCUCUCAAGCAUGUGGACACCAACACCUACAAUGUCCAGCGGCUGCUCCACAUCCUGGGGAGGAAGCACGUGUCUGCCACAGAGGUGGCCUUAUCCUGGAACAGCUUUAAUAAGGGGGGAAUCUUCCUGUUGGACCUGGGCAAGGUGAUGAUCCAGUGGAAUGGACCCAAAACCAGCAUUUCCCAGAAAUCACGGGCGCUGACCCUGACUUGCAGCCUCAGGGACAGGGAGCGUGGUGGCCGUGCCCAAAUUGGAGUAGUGGAUGACGAGACGGAAGCCGCUGACCUCGUGGGCAUCAUGGAGGCUGUGCUGGGCCGCCGAUCAGGCAGCCUGUGUGCUUCUGUGCCCAACAACAGUGUUAGCCAGCUACAAAAGGCCAACGUCCGUCUCUACCAUGUCUUCGAGAAGGGAACGGACCUGGUGGUCCAGGAACUGGCCACGCGCCCACUGACCCAGGACCUCCUACAAGAGGAUGGCUGCUAUCUCCUGGACCAGGGUGGCUUCAGGAUCUAUAUGUGGCAGGGACAAAAGUCCAGCCCCCAGGAGAAGAAGGCUGCCUUGAGCAGGGCUGUGGGCUUCAUGCAGGCCAAAGGCUACCCGAACUACACCAACGUGGAGGUGGUGAACGAAGGCGCAGAGCCCACGGCCUUCCAGCAGCUCUUCCGGACGUGGUCGGCGGAAUCAGAGAGGAAAAAAGGCGGCGGGAAGAGUAAACGGAGGCAGGUAAAACCGGACGUGGGCAAGCUGCACAGCCAGCCUGAGCUAGCGGCCCAGCUCAGGAUGCCGGACGAUGGCUCUGGCAAGGUGGAGGUGUGGUGCAUCCAGGACUCCCAGAGGCAGCCUGUGGGGCCCAAGCACCAUGGCCAGCUGUGCUCAGGAAACUGCUACCUCACCCUCUACACAUACCAGCAACUGGGCCGAGUCCAGCACAUCCUGUACCUAUGGCAGGGCCACCAAACCACCACAGAAGACAUCAGGGCCCUGAACUGCAAUGCUGAGGAACUGGACCUCAUGUACCAGGGGACACUGGUGUGGGAACACGUGACCAUGGGCAGAGAGCCCCCACACUUCCUAGCCAUCUUCCAGGGGAAGCUGGUGAUCUUCCAGGGGGGUGCAGGAAACAAAGGGAAGAGGCCGCCGAUAUCGGGCACGCGGCUUUUCCAUGUGCAAGGGACGGACAUCCACAACACCAGGACCAUGGAGGUGCCGGCCCGUGCCUCCUCCCUCUCGUCCAGUGAUAUCUUCUUUCUGAUCACAACUGAUGUCUGCUACCUCUGGUUUGGGAAGGGCUGUAACGGGGACCAGCGUGAGAUGGCGCGGAUGGUGGCCACCGUCUUCUCAGGGAACGACAAGGAAACGGUGCUGGAGGGUCAGGAGCCUCCCCACUUCUGGGAAGCUCUCGGAGGCCGGGCCCCCUACCCCAGUGACAAGAGGCUUCCCGAGGAGGUCUGCAGCACCCAGCCACGACUGUUUGAGUGUUCCGGCCACUCGGGCUGCCUGGUCCUCACGGAAGUGCUGUUCUUUGGCCAAAAGGACUUGGACAAGUAUGACAUCAUGUUGCUAGACACCUGUCAGGAGAUCUUCCUGUGGCUCGGGGAAGCUGCAGGCGAGUGGAAGAAGGAAGCCGUGGCCUGGGGCCUCGAGUACCUGAGGACUCAUCCAGCGGAGAGGAGCCUGGCCACACCCAUCGUUCUGGUCAAGCAGGGCCAUGAGCCUGCCACCUUCACCGGGUGGUUCGUCACCUGGGACCCCUACAGGUGGACGAACAAUCAGUCCUAUGAGGAGGUGAUGGAGAGCAGCCUGCGACCAGGGCCUGCCAUCUCUGAGAUAACAGCAGAAGUCCAUAGCUUCCAGCUAACUCCACCGCCGAGUGAUAACAAGGCAGGCCACUCGACGCCGCUGGUCCUCAAGGUGUCCCAGGACGGCCCAGAGAAUGGGUUGGAUCCCGGCAUCGGGGUUGAUGGCAAGAGCCCCAGCCCGAACCCCACAAGUAGCAGCAGCAGCUCGACGGCCAAUGGGAGCCUGCCCCGGGAAAGGCUGAUGUACCAGGCCGUGGAGGACCUGCCACAGGGGGUGGACCCUGCCAGAAAGGAGUUCUACCUCUCAGAUUCAGACUUCCAAGACAUCUUUGGGAAAUCCAAGGAGGAGUUCUACCGCAUGGCCAAGUGGAAGCAGCAGCAAGAGAAAAAGAAGCUGGGAUUCUUCUGAUCUGGGGAAACCUGCCCUUCAUGCCCGGAGUCUCCUCCUGGGGUGACGCCCCCAAUAAAGCCAGUGGCUGCUGUC